Molecule: messenger RNA, 3250 nt
Organism: Phlebotomus papatasi
Lineage: Eukaryota; Metazoa; Arthropoda; Insecta; Diptera; Psychodidae
Exons: 8
Coding region: 83-3205 (1040 amino acids)
Source: RefSeq, a predicted model, not a curated record
GAAGUUAAAGUUGAUUUGAAAGCGAUUUUUAGUUCAGUUUCUUUUGGACCUUCCAACGAAGUGGCAGAAGAAAUCUGAAGCCAUGGCGUGGAACACUAUUAAUAUUUUAGUCUUAGUGAUUUGUGGAAUAAGUCUAGUUCAAGGCCAGAGAAUCUGCUAUAGUUGUGAUUCUGCAACGGAUGCAACAUGCGCAACCCUAAGCAGUGUACCCCUUCCCACUAAAACCUGCACUACCGAAACGGAUUCCUGUGUUACGGCCAUCGUUGAAGAGAGAACGGUAAGAGGAUGCUUGCAGGAUGAUUUUGGUGGAACCUGUACUGGACCCUUGUGUGAAUCUUGCGGUGCUACAAACUGCAACGGAGCCAUCUUCCCAAAUAACAGGGCUCAGUGUCAGAAAUGUUCAGGAACUCAAUGUGCUGAGAUCACCAAUAAUGAUAAUCUGGAGGUUUGCCAGCGUUAUGUCGAAACUGAUGCCUGUUAUACCGCUGUGGUAGAUGACUCUUUGGUCACAUACCGAGGUUGUCUCUCAGACCCAGAUACCGAUGUGGGAAAACAGGAAUGCACCAGUUUAGGUGAUUUAUGUGUCACCUGCGCAGGAGCAGCUUGCAACUCUGCUCCUGCUCAAAGCCAAUCUACAUUAGAAUGCAUGAGGUGUAGUGGAGAUGCUUCCUGUCGGUACGCACAACCUGAGGACUUUGGUCUACCCUGCUUAUAUGAUAUUCUUCUGGGUCGUCCAGAAUACUGCUACAGCUUUGUCACCAAUAAUAACCAAGUAGUUCGUGGAUGUCUGUAUGAUUCUUUCACAGAUGAAAACUAUCGCAAUCUCUGCGAAUCAGGAGCAUCUAAUUGCAUUCUAUGCUCAGAUGCGUUGUGCAAUUAUGAAAAUUACGCUCGUCAUACUUGCUAUUCCUGCGAUGGUCAUACUGAUCCAAACUGCGAAACCAUGGAUGGAUGGUACGAACCAGAGGAGUGUCCUCCAGGCACCCUAGAUCAAGUGGGAUGCUUCAGAGCUGACACUGACGGUGUAACAAUGCGAGGAUGUAUUUCUCAGCUUCAUCCCGAUGAAGUAGAUUACUGCAGCCAAACAUCCUCAGGACUCUGCAGUCUUUGCUACACCGACAACUGCAACGGAAGACCACCAAAGACUUGUAUAACAUGUGACUCAAGCAAUGAUCCCAAUUGCGCCACCCUAGUUGAUCCUCAAGCUCUUCUGCAGUACAGUCAAGAGUGCUCAUCUACUUCAGCCAUUUGUAUCACCAGAGUUUUCAACGGCUACACCCAAAGAGCAUGCUCUGGAACCGGAAUUUCCUGCACAUCUGGCAAUCCAUGCAAGCAAUGCGAUGGACCCAACUGCAACAAUGACCUUGUACCAGCCGAUCGUCUCAAGUGUCACAAAUGUUCAGGAGAUGGAUGCACAUCCAUUACAGACAAUACAAAUCUUGAAGUCUGUGAGCUCUACAACGCCAAUGACCGGUGCUUCACUGUGGUCACUGAUCAAGAAGUAACUCACCGUGGUUGCUACUCCGAUCCCAGUUCUGCUGCAGCAAAGGCUGAAUGCACUCGACAUGAAUCCGGUGAAGACAUGUGCGUUAAGUGUGAAGGUGAAGGAUGCAACACCCAAGCGAUUAAGGCUCCAGCCACUCUGUCUUGCAUCAAGUGCAACGGACCAACAUGUGCCAAUGCGCAAGAAUCAACUUCAGGACAAGCUUGCUUUGGGGAUGUUCUCCUAGGAAGAACUGAACAAUGCUACUCUUACAUUCACGACAAUGGCAAUGUCGAACGAGGUUGUCUCUAUGAUCCUAACACUCCUCAAGCUGUAAGCAAUGACUGUGCCAGCAAUCCAGGAGGAAGAUGCAAAAUCUGCUCAGGUGGCAACUGCAAUACAGCCGAAUAUGUCUUUACUCCAACAUGCUACAGUUGCGACUCUGAACUCAAUCCCGGUUGCGAAACUAUGACAGGAAAUAUCGAUGUCAAGGAAUGCCCCAUUGGAACUCUUCUUGGUUGCUUCCGUUCCCAAGUUGAUGGGAUUGUGGUACGUGGCUGUGCUGGUGAUCUCCAGGGUGGUGAAAUUAGUCUCUGCGAACGAGGAUCACAGUGCAAACUUUGCGAUGGAGCCAAUUGCAAUGAGAAAGUGGACUUCCAAAGGUGCUACAGCUGCAAUUCAGCAAAUAGUGGUGAGGCAUGCACCAAUCUACAAGAUACAGCCAAUCAGCAGACUUGCUCAGACUAUAUGGAUUCCUGUAUGACAGCAAUUGGACCUAAUGGUGAAACACUUCGGGGCUGCUACUCAUCCUACGCUGAUCAGUUCCCAAUGUGUAACACCUACACCUGCCAGGUCUGCGCUGGAGGAUACUGCAAUGGAGCAAUUUUCCCUAGUGCACGUAGACGAUGCCAUAGAUGUUCAGGAUCAGACUGUAACAGCGUAACUUCAACCGAUACGCUUAAUGUCUGUUCGACUUACGAAGCACAAGAUGAGUGUUACGCUGUUGUUGUAGAUGGAACAACAUACCGUGGUUGCCGCAGUGAUACAAGUGAAGGCAACACCCAGUGCAAUGCUGCUGGAGAUCAGUGUAUCAAAUGCACGGAUUCCAACGGUUGCAACAACCAGCCUGCUGUCAGAUCUCCUACUCUAUCUUGCAUCAAAUGCGCUGCCAAUGAUGUUGCUUGCCUCUGGGGCUUCUCCAGUGCUGCUGCUCAAGCAUGCGUCAAUGAUGUUUGGCUAGGUUCCGAAGAAACCUGCUUCAGGGUGCAGUCUGGCUCAAGCGCUAUUCGUGGUUGUACUCUUGACAGUCCAAAUGACUGUCCAGAAUCCAGCAGUGCUUGUACCAGAUGCACAGGAAACGCAUGCAACACUGCCACCUACAAGCGUCAGCAGUGUCUUCUUUGCUCUACUACUGCAACUGGACAGGAUAACUGCGGAUCUGAACCUGAGGAAUACAAUGCCCUUGAAUGCUCCGGAGAUGAUCAGACAUACGAAUCGCGAGGUUGCUAUGUAUCAGUAGAUGAAGAUGGUGUGGUAAGACGAGGAUGUGCUAAGGACCUCAAUUCUGGCCUUCUAAGUCAAUGUAAGGAUGAUGAAGAUGAGACUUGCAGAUACUGUGAAAUGGAUGGAUGCAAUGAUUGGCCUGCAGGAGCUUCAGCCAUUCAAGCUCUAUCUGUUGGAGCUAUGCUUCUUGUUGCGGUUAUGGGAAAGUUUUUCCAUUAAAUGUAUAGAGAGUCAUAACAAACUUAAUAAAUAACAUACAACAAA